AUGUUGCCACGUAAGACAGGACCAGCAGCAAUCAAAACAGUAGGCCUUGUGUUGGGUGGGAUAUUUAGCAAGAAAGGAGCAUCUGGGUUCUCUGCUUCUUCCACAGCAGAGGAAGUCGCUGAAGGGAUUGAUGCAACUGGUCUUACCGCCAUUGUUACAGGAGCUGCAAGUGGUAUUGACGUAGAGACAUCACGUGUUCUUGCGUUGCAUGGUGUCCAUGUGGUUAUGGCAUAUUGCACUCUCUUCUUUGUUGGAAGUAACAAUGCAGGCAUUAUGGCAACUCCAUUCAAGCUUUCUCAAGACAACAUAGAGCUCCAUUUUGCAACUAACCAUUUAGGUCAUUUUCUCCUCACAGAUCUUUUGUUGGAGACCAUGAAAAGCACAUCGCGAGAAAGGAAAACAGAGGAGAGAAUUGUUAAUGUAUCAUCACUAGGCCAUCGAUAUGGGUACCGUGAAGGGUUUUGUUUUGAUAAAAUUAAUGAUGAAUCAAGAUACCACAGAUAUUAUGCUUAUGGACAGUCCAAGCUUGCUAACAUAUUGCAUGCUAAUGAACUUACAAGACGUCUGAAGGAAGAAGGGGCAGAGGUAACAGCUAAUUCUCUCCAUCCGGGAACAAUUCUCACAAAUCUUAUGCGCUAUGAUGGCUUUUUAAAGUGUAUUCUUAAGGUGCUGGGCAUAUUUAUCUCUAAAACUGUUCAGCAGGGUGCGGCAACCACAUGCUUUGUGGCACUCCAUCCACAGCUUAAAGGAGUAGGCGGCAAAUACUUCGUGGACUGUAACAUCGCCAAACCGAGCUCUCAGGCAAAAGACGCAGAUUUGGCAACCAGACUAUGGGAUUUUAGUUUGAGUUUGACAAAUGCCAAGUAG
Molecule: messenger RNA, 867 nt
Organism: Prunus armeniaca (apricot)
Lineage: Eukaryota; Viridiplantae; Streptophyta; Magnoliopsida; Rosales; Rosaceae
Source: the annotation of a GenBank genome assembly